CCGGGGGUGCGUGUGGGGUUGGGGGACUCUAUUGUGCGGGGAAACACACCGAGGCAAUUGCCUUCUUGGGACAGCAGCUCGCCCACCCAACCCCCGGCUCCGGACGGUUGAAACCGGCCGCCGCAGAGGUGGAAGGUGCAUGUGAGGCAGUCCUUGUGGUCAUAUGGCGAGAAUGGUGGCGGGAGAUCUUCUGCCGAGUGCAGGGACGGUAGCUGGCAGGGCGGAAAAGAACAAAUUCACAGCUGUUCCUGGGAUCAGGGCAUGAAUUGUAGCGCUGGAUCCAAAAUGGCCCCCCGGGGUAGGUACUGAUGAGAUGGCAGCGUCCAGUGUGAGAAAGCCAAGCCCGUAAGCUUGGGAACGAAGUAUUGUUGAUUCCGAAUCCGUGCAAAAUACAAAAACCGCACUCACUCAACUACCGCCAAAACCAAAAAACACGAUAAACGACAAUUAUGGCGGAAUCAGAGCUCAAAGAGUUCUUCACCUCUGGCGACAAGGGUCUCGAGCCCGAUGUCCUCUCCGAGCUGCAGUCGAUCAUGCGACUGCAUGAGCUGUCUGCCGAGGACCUCUUCUACAAAUGGGAGUCUUUCUGCAUCAAGAUGGAUAUGGAUGCCAUGAACCCCGACAUCGUGCAUGUGCGCAACUUCAAAAAGGACAUCCAGGAUGCAUUGGAGAAGAGCAACCAGCAGCAGACACACAUCAAGACAGAGAAGCGCAGCCACGGCACUCCCCGCUCUGGCAGAGGCGGCGAUGUCUUCGGCAUGCUGGAUGGAUUGGUGCCGAGCACGCCUGGGUCAGGGAAGUUGAACAAACCGAACAGCCUGCGGAAAAAGGCCCAUGAGACACCGACCAUGUCGCGUGUUAAGGCGGAAAUUCCCUCCAGUUCGCCGGACUACAAGGGGGCGUCCAAGAUGGAGGAGCAGUUGAACUCCAUGCAGCCUCCAAGCUCUUUCAACGACCGACACAACGCUGGCGAGAUCGUUGAAUUGCUGAACGACCACCUCGACCCCCCCGAACCACCGAUCUGCCCCUACUCGGAACCUCGCAUCAAGCUGACGGCAGCCUCCGACCAGAAAAAGCUUGGUUACAAACCGCUGGCUAUGAAGCUGUCCGAGGCGUCCGAGAUCCUCGACGACAGGAUAGACGAGUUCAUGCAUAUUGUCCAGGAGUACCACAAGCUAGACUUUUCAGAGUUUGGCAAUGCAGCGAAUCAGAGCACCACUGAGGUGAUUGCCGUCGGGCGUAUCGCCUCAGACGCCCCGGAGGGCAAGCUCAAUGCAGCGUCGCUGGUGUUAGAGAUGUCAAGACGAGUAGGCGGUGGCCUGAGGAUUCCCCUGAACAUGCGAAACAAGGGAUACAGCUUCUUCCCUGGUCAAGUCGUGGCCCUCAAGGGCAUCAACACAUCAGGAAACGAGUUUGUAGUCGAGGAAGUCCUCGAAGUACCACUGCUUCCGAACGCUGCUUCAACACCAGCCGCCCUGGUCGCACACCGCGAGAAACUCCGAGGGGACCCGGACGCCAUGGAUACAGACUCAGAACCCGCCCCCCUGAGCAUCAUCUACGCCUCAGGCCCGUACACAGCAGACGAUAACCUCGACUUUGAGCCACUACAAGCUCUGUGUGACCAGGCGGCCGACAAAUACGCGGAUGCUCUUGUCAUGACAGGGCCUUUCAUCGACAGCGAGCACCCUCUGAUUGCCACGGGUGACUUUGAUCUCCCGGAGGAAGCGGCUAUCGACCCGGACAGCGCCACGAUGUCGGCCGUCUUCAAGUAUAUGUUCUCCCCCGCUCUGAAUCGUCUCGUCUCCGCCAACCCUAGUAUCACCGUCCUCCUUGUGCCCUCGGUACGCGACGUCAUAGACAAGCAUGUCUCGUGGCCGCAAGACUCCGUCUUGAAGAAGGAGCUGGGCCUCCCUAAAACGGCGAGGAUUGUCACCAACCCCAUGACGCUGUCGAUGAAUGAGAUGGUCAUGGGUAUAUCGUCACAGGACAUCCUCUGGCAGCUGCGGCAUGAGGAACUAGUCGGCGGCCGUCCCUCGGACCCGUCAUUAUUGUCGAGACUCAGCAGGCACCUGCUCGAGCAGAGGCAUUUCUUCCCGUUGUUCCCGCCGACGGACCGCCCCAAGCUGCCCAAGACGGGGACAGAAGAGGGCAUACCCCCGGGUGCCAUGCUGGACCUCAGCUACUUGAAGCUGGGCGAGAUGGUCAACGUUCGGCCUGACGUACUGGUCGUGCCCAGCUUUCUUCCUCCGUUCGCCAAGGUCGUCGAGAGUGUCCUAGUUAUCAACCCCGGCUACCUGUCCAAGAGGCGCGGCGCCGGCACUUACGCGCAGCUGACGCUCUUCCCGCCGAAGGCCGAGGCAGGCCAGGCGGAAACAAUGGUUAGCCACGGCGUGUUCGAGCGCGCGCGGGUGGAAAUCAAGAGGAUCUGAAGCGCGUUACGAUGUCUACGAUGACAGUUCCGUUGGGUGUCUGGGUAUAUUUGGCGUCGCUCGUAGUGAGCCUGGUAGGAUACGCUCUAAUACAACUUGAAUGUAACGCAAUUACGAGCCCACACGCCGUCGCUUGUCAGCAUCGUGGCGGUCUCUCUCGCGGGACGGACUGCGCUUUCGCCUGUCACUGUAGUCGUCUCGCGAGUCGCGGCGCGGGGACCUCGACCUUGACCGAUCCCGACGGCGGUAAUCAUCGCGAGAGCGGUACCUGCCAUCUCUGUCCUUCGAACCAUCGUCUCUGUAUCCGUCUGACCGGCCACCCUUUGGAGCGUCUGGUGCUUUGCGAUCCCCCAAGGGAAUGGCAUUCGCACCGUUGACCUCGCGGUCGUUGUCCGGUCGGAACCGUUCAUCCACAUCAUGCCUGUUGAAGCCCCUUCGGUCACUCCCUCCACGGCGAUCGUCAAACUCUCCCCACCGACCGGUAUCUUCGCUCUUAAGGUCCUUGUAUUUUGUCGCACCUUUCCUGCCCAACUUCGUCAUGUCGCGCUUCUGCAGGUAUUCCGGAAGCGCACUGCGGUCUUUGACAUCAUCCGCAAUCCGCAUGCCCAUGAUAUCACGCUUAUCCAGGCCGUACGCCUUGGCCUCGUCGCUGUAGAACGCUCCCUUGUGAUAGUACUUUUGCAGGUACGACAUCUUGCCCUUGGCGUCCUUCUCCUCCUGCUGCCGCGCGAGCUUCUCAGCGUCCUCGGCAUCGCGCUCCUCCUGCGUCAGGUUCUGCCGCCGCUCGCGCUCGGCGUACUCGGCCUCCUGCUCGGCGAUGCGGUCGCGGUCGCGCUUUACACGCUUCAGCUCCCGCAGCUUCCACGCCGCCAGCUCCGCCUCCGGGUCAAGGUCAUCCGUCGUGUCGACGUCCGAGCCCGACGCCUCAUCGUCGUCCCAGUGCUUCUUACCCGCUGCGCGCGCUGCGAGAUCCUUUUUUAUCUGCUCCUCGACGAUUGCGUCCGCGGCGGCCUUGCGGCGGGCUUCCUCCUCAGCAUACCGCGCAUCGUCGUCCUUUGCUCCACCGGAUUGUUCUUUGGUUGCAUUGCGUUGGUUCUUGGGGAUGAAUUUCGGUCGGAUCAUGAGACGGCGGGGGGCUUCUUCUUCGCUGGAGCUCUCCUCUUCGCUGGAACUUUCCUCUCCUUCGCCAUCGACGGCUUCCUCUUCCUCUUCUUCCUCCGUCACGAAGCCCUCUUCAGCGGCGAGCCGUUCUGCCUUUUCGCGUGCUAUUCUCUGGUUCUCUUUUUCCUGUGCCUCGCGUCUGCGCUCGUCGAGAUUGACCUUGCUGAGGCUACCAGCGAUCUUGGCGGCGCUCGAAGCUUUUGGUGGCGGUGGAAUCGCUCUGGCCUGGGUCUCGGCCUCGUUGGUCUCAUCAUCGCUGCCAUCCGAAUCCGAGUCCGAGGCCUCUGGUGCGGCAGGCUUGCCGGCGCGGUACCGGGCCGGCUUGACGGGGUUUGCUGUCAUGCGCUUCGGCGGCAUGAUGGUGGUUGUGCCGGAGGAAUAUGGAAGGGAGAUGGACGAUGUUGAAAACUAGAGGUGCAGCUCCCUAGAAUCCGGCGUCAUACGCUCAGGUCAGUCAGUCAUGUUUGAUUUCUUACACUGUGGGUCA
Colletotrichum destructivum is the source of this 4077-nucleotide messenger RNA. RefSeq names its product Putative DNA polymerase alpha/delta/epsilon, subunit B, DNA polymerase alpha, subunit B. Gene Ontology annotation, biological process: DNA replication initiation; DNA replication. Gene Ontology annotation, molecular function: DNA binding. Bases 450 to 2429 code for a protein of 659 amino acids. The record is from RefSeq and is a predicted model, not a curated record. Lineage: Eukaryota; Fungi; Ascomycota; Sordariomycetes; Glomerellales; Glomerellaceae. Gene Ontology annotation, cellular component: alpha DNA polymerase:primase complex. The transcript has 4 exons.